AUGGGGUCAAGACAAAAACUUCAAUAUAUGCCAGGACUCAAGCUAUCAAGGUUGAAAUACCUAUCGAAAAAUUUGUUGGAGUCAGAGUCUGAGGAGAGUGAUUCUGAGGACUCGGGUGAGGAGCAGGACCACAGGAGGGACAGCUCUGAGACUGAGGAGUCAGAGGAUGAGGACAGAACUCCUGGUGAGGAGUACGCCUACCCAGAGCAGGAGAAAAGAUCAAGUUGUGUCCAAGUUAAGAGAGCCAAAAUUUAUUCCCCACCUUCCCAUGACCUUAGAUUGAAAUUUGACCAGGAAGAAGAAAAAGACCGAAUGGAAUACCAGCGACCUUGGCCUGACCUUGAAAAUCUGUUUGGUGAUGACCCAGAAUACCAAAAAUAUCUGACUGACCUUGGCUCAUACAUGGCAAUGCAGCUGGAGCAAGUUAAACAGUUCUCUCAUAACUUUGAUCAGUACUGUGAAGUGGUGGACAAGAGUAAAGCCUUGGACAUUGAUGAAUCCAUGGCCAGACAUGAGUGGUCCACAGAAGAAUUCAAUCAUGUUCUACCAACCUUCACAGAAAUGGUAAAGGAGAUGCGGAAGAUGACUGUGAAGAGGAGAUGUGCGAUGGUUCUGGUGAUAAGCUCUAGCUUCAGGGACUCCUGUCUCCCCUACCCCCAGGAGAUCAUCAACAAGACCCACCAUAAGCUGCCCAUUAUAGCCAUCAAAUGA
Messenger RNA from Saccostrea cuccullata (small rock oyster), 711 nucleotides. RefSeq names its product dynein axonemal heavy chain 14-like. The record is from RefSeq and is a predicted model, not a curated record. NCBI's taxonomy places the organism in Eukaryota, Metazoa, Mollusca, Bivalvia, Ostreida, Ostreidae. The transcript has 5 exons. The coding region runs from base 1 to 711 and encodes 236 amino acids.